CAGAACCACGUGCUCGGACUGUCACAGGUGACGUACAGUCGAUAGAAGGACAGCAUGGCGAGCAAAGAUCCCGGAGGUUUUUUGCAGCAACUCAGGCAGAUUGCCAGCAGGAUGGGGUCUGGUCCUCGAGGCGCUGGUUUGGGUGUGAAGCUGCUCAUCGGAGCUGGAGCCCUCGUCUAUGGAGUCAAAGAAGCCACAUAUACUGUGGAGGGUGGUCAGAGAGCCGUUAUCUUCAGCAGAAUCGGAGGCAUGCAGAUGGACACUGUACUUGCAGAAGGAUUGCACUUCAGGAUGCCAUGGUUCCAGUACCCUAUUAUCUAUGAUAUCCGAGCCAGGCCCAGGAAGAUUUCCUCCCUCACUGGAAGCAAAGAUCUUCAGAUGGUGAACAUUGGUCUUCGUGUGUUGUCUCGCCCGGUUGCCUCCCAAUUGCCAAUCAUGUACCAGCAGCUGGGGAAGGACUAUGACGAGCGCGUGCUUCCUUCCAUCGUCAACGAGGUGCUCAAGAGCGUCGUGGCCAAGUUUAACGCCUCCCAGCUGAUCACACAGAGAGCUCAGGUGUCACUGCUCAUAAGACGAGAUCUAAUCGAGAGGGCUAAAGACUUUAACAUCAUCCUGGAUGACGUGGCCAUCACAGAGCUCAGCUUCAGCAAAGAAUACACAGCUGCCGUGGAGGCCAAACAAGUCGCCCAGCAGGAGGCGCAGAGGGCUCAGUUCUUCGUAGAGAAGGCCAAGCAGGACCAGAGACAGAAGAUUAUCCAGGCUGAAGGUGAAGCCGAGGCUGCUAAAAUGUUGGGUCAAGCUGUUACGAAGAACCCGGGUUACCUGAAACUCCGACGCAUCAGAGCAGCACAAAAUAUUGCCAAAACGGUGGCAGCUUCUCAGAACAAGGUGUACCUGAAUGCAGACAGCCUGGUUCUGAACCUCCAGGACAGCACCUUUAACAAUCUGUCGCUGGGGAAAUGAGAAGAGCAUCAUCCAUGAAGAACAUAUGCAUUCCAUAUGUAAGCAGUGUUUGCUGAGCCGCUAUGUUUAUGCCCUCUUCUUAAACCGACUGUGAGCAGAGUCUCUCUCUCAGUGCAGUUUUCUGCUGGGGGCUCAGAUCAGACACGGGCCGGGCAGCCUUACAGAUUCACAUCAUAUACAUGUACAUGCACUUGUUUGUUGUUCAGCAGCUCUUUCAAACUCAAUUUUGGUAAAUCCAGCUUCAGAACAAGUACGUUAACUAAUAAUGAUUACAAAAUAAUAUAUAU
Messenger RNA from Danio aesculapii, 1250 nucleotides. RefSeq names its product prohibitin 2a (gene phb2a). Gene Ontology annotation, biological process: mitochondrion organization. The transcript has 10 exons. Lineage: Eukaryota; Metazoa; Chordata; Actinopteri; Cypriniformes; Danionidae. The coding region runs from base 55 to 963 and encodes 302 amino acids. The record is from RefSeq and is a predicted model, not a curated record. Gene Ontology annotation, cellular component: membrane; mitochondrion.